UAUAGAGUAUUUUUUGAGUGCUGUGUCUCCACAUUAGAAAGUCUCUGCAAAAGCUAACGUUAGUGGUUGAAGUGAAUAAUUUCACAUAACAUUGCUGUUUAUCGUGGAGCUAACAGGGGAAAUAAUGUUAACCAGUUAGUCUGGCCGGCAUUCUUGCAUAAAAUGAAGAUGUGGUGGCAGGGAAACGGCACCGUUUGUUAACACAAUGUGGCGUUCACAUUUGUAACGUUAAUAGCGCAGCUCGCAUUACGUUAGAUCUAACCUUUCUAGUACAUGUUGGACAUCUAACGUUAUGUUCAAAUUCUAACUUAACGAAAAUGUGUAACGUUACUUUGAAAGUGAAGUAGACUUACAGCUGAAAUGCGAAACCGUAUAUCCUUAGCAUUGUGUGGGUUGAAUGCAAAUCGCCCUGGAUUUUACCUCGGCACUGUUCUGCUAACAGCCUUGAACGUUUUAUUGUGGCUGUGUGGUGCUCAGACUAGCCUCACCUUGGGACCAGGUGGCGAAUUUCCAAGUCUGAAAGGUUUGACCACCUAUGCUUUCAGCCAUGAAGACCUAACAUCCCUUGUCUGUAACACAUCCCUUCUUGUGUGGCUUGGGUCAUGCCAGGAGCAAAGAUGGGGUACAAUGGCAUUCUUCAUACUCACACUGUUCUCUACAGUACUCCUUCCGCCAUUGUACACACUGGCUCUUUUCAUCACAGAUGAUGAGACCAGCAGAAUCAGUGGUUUUUCUGCUGUCCAACUGGCACUGUUCACUGCACAGAGCCAGCAGAUGAAGCAAAAGAGACUUUUAGGCUGUGUUCCUAUUUGGCUGCUACCCUGGUUUCUCCUUGUACUACACUUCUUCCUGCUCCCUGGCACUCCUGGCAUGCUUCACUUCUGUGCAAUCUGUUUAGGCUACAAUUACACACCCUCACUGAUUGGGAUUAUUCAACGGCUUGAAGUCCCUUGGCUUUCUAGUCUUUUGCCUGUCUGGGCUUAUGUAUCGGUACGAGCCAGAUUUCAAUUACCAACCCACAACAUUCAGCAAAGAUCAGAAGACCAUAUCCAGCCUCCAACAGUGGAAGUAUCAGACCUCCUAACCUCCACUCAGUUUGAUUCCUUCACAUCUCCAAAACAACAGUCUGCAGUAUCAAUGAUUACAUCAGAUACACAGGCACUGGAAGAUGAAAUGUUAAGGGCAGGGAUUUUAGCUUCAUUACAAUAUUCCACAGAAGAAGAGAAAAAAGUUGAGGUGCCAAAAUCAUCUGUUUCCUCCCUGAGGCUACAGCAACUACAGAAGAUGGGAUUUGCAACCGAGAAGGCUGUUGUUGCCCUGGCUGCCACAGCACAGUUGGAUGGGGCUAUAUCAUUGCUUAUUAAUGGCCAAGUUGGGGAAGAGGCAGUGGUGAUUUCCAAGGGCAAGAAAAACCCUCAUUCAUAGACACACAAGAACAUUGUUUGUUUUCCAUCUCAUCUGUACAGAUCCAGUCAAAUGCUGUUUUAUUGUUUAGCUUUGCAAUUGUACCUAUUUUAAUUAUUGCAAUAUUAAGAUAUAGGGCACAUAUACCAGCUCACAUGUUAUGAUGAUAUUUUAUGAUUUAUUUCAACAAAAUAUGUUAUUAUGUUCAUCAUUAUAGGCCGAAUCAAAUAAAACCCCAUGUCUCCG
Alosa alosa (allis shad) is the source of this 1650-nucleotide messenger RNA. RefSeq names its product rhomboid domain containing 3 (gene rhbdd3). Gene Ontology annotation, cellular component: membrane. Gene Ontology annotation, molecular function: serine-type endopeptidase activity; protein binding. The transcript has 5 exons. The coding region runs from base 361 to 1425 and encodes 354 amino acids. NCBI's taxonomy places the organism in Eukaryota, Metazoa, Chordata, Actinopteri, Clupeiformes, Clupeidae. The record is from RefSeq and is a predicted model, not a curated record.